This is a messenger RNA of Penaeus indicus, 5739 nucleotides long. RefSeq names its product myosin heavy chain, muscle-like. Bases 1 to 5739 code for a protein of 1912 amino acids. NCBI's taxonomy places the organism in Eukaryota, Metazoa, Arthropoda, Malacostraca, Decapoda, Penaeidae. Gene Ontology annotation, molecular function: ATP binding; microfilament motor activity; actin filament binding. Gene Ontology annotation, cellular component: myosin II complex; cytoplasm; myosin filament. The record is from RefSeq and is a predicted model, not a curated record. Gene Ontology annotation, biological process: sarcomere organization; muscle contraction. The transcript has 21 exons.
AUGCCUGGCCACGCAAUAAAGAGCACCGGGCCCGACCCCGACCCCACCGAGUAUCUGUUCGUGUCGCGGGAGCAGAGAAUGCUCGACCAAGCCAAGCCUUACGACCCCAAGAAGUCCUGCUGGAUCCCUUCCAAUGACGGAGGGUACGUCGAGGCUGAGAUCCAGGGCAGCAAGGAUGACGCGACCGUCACUGUAACCAUAAAAGGAGGUGAGAAUAAGACGGUCAAGAAGGACCAGGUGUCUCAGGUCAACCCGCCGAAAUACGAAAAAUGCGAAGAUGUUUCUAACCUGACGUUUCUCAACGAUGCCUCCGUCCUGUACAACUUGACUAGUCGUUACCAGGCCAAGCUCAUCUACACCUACUCUGGCCUCUUCUGCAUCGCCAUCAACCCCUACAAGCGUUACCCCAUCUACACCAACCGCACCGUCAAGAUCUACCAGGGCAGGAGACGCAAUGAGGUGCCUCCUCACCUCUUUGCUGUUGCCGACGGUGCCUAUAUGAGCAUGAUGCAGCUUGCUGAAAACCAGUCAAUGCUCAUCACCGGGGAAUCCGGUGCAGGGAAAACCGAGAACACGAAGAAAGUCUUGUCCUAUUUUGCCAAUGUAGGAGCAUCUAAGAAAAAGGAGGGCGAGAAAAAACAGAACCUGGAAGACCAGAUUGUGCAGACCAACCCUGUCCUGGAAGCCUUUGGCAACGCCAAGACCACUCGCAACGACAACUCGUCUCGAUUUGGAAAGUUCAUCCGCAUCCACUUUGCGCCCAACGGCAAGCUGUCCGGUGCUGAUAUUGAGGUGUACCUGCUGGAGAAGGCUCGCGUCAUCUCUCAAGCACCUGCUGAGCGCUCGUACCACAUCUUCUACCAAUUGAUGUCCAAACAGAUUCCAGAAAUCCAACCGCUGUGCUUCCUGAGCGACGACAUCUACACGUACCACUACGUGUCUCAAGGAAAGGUCACCGUAGCUUCAAUUGAUGAUGGCGAGGAUAUGCAAUUCACGCAUGAUGCAUUUGAUGUGCUGAAUUUCUCCAAUGAAGAGCGAGACAACUGUUACAAGAUCACGGCCGCGGUUAUGCACAUGGGCGAAAUGAAGUUUAAACAGAGAGGCCGUGAAGAACAGGCUGAACCUGACGGCACUGAGGUCGGUGAAAAUGUUGCCAAGUUGCUUGGUGUUGACGGCGACGAGUUGUACAAAAACCUGUGCAAGCCCAAGAUCAAGGUCGGCGCCGAGUUCGUCACGCAGGGCAGGAACGUGGACCAAGUAAAUUACUCAGUUGGCGCGUUGGCGAAAGGUCUGUUCGACCGUAUUUUCAAGUGGAUGGUCAAGAAGUGUAACGUCACCCUCGAAACAGGCCAGAAGCGCGCAUUGUUCAUCGGCGUCCUGGAUAUUGCAGGCUUUGAAAUCUUUGACUACAACGGCUUCGAGCAAAUCUGCAUUAACUUCUGCAACGAGAAGUUGCAGCAGUUUUUCAACCACCACAUGUUCGUGUUGGAGCAGGAAGAAUACAAAAAGGAAGGCAUCGACUGGGUCUUCGUAGACUUCGGGAUGGACUUACAGGCUUGCAUUGAGCUUUUUGAGAAGAAACUUGGUAUCCUCGCCAUUCUUGAGGAAGAAUCAAUGUUUCCGAAAGCAACUGACAAAUCUUUUGAAGAAAAACUGAAAGCGAACCACCUUGGAAAAUCACCGGUCUUCAUCAAGCCCAAGCCUCCCAAGGCUGGUCAGGCUGAGGGUCACUUCGCCAUCGUCCACUACGCCGGCACUGUGACUUACAACCUGAGUGGCUGGCUGGAGAAGAACAAGGAUCCCCUCAACGACACUGUCGUCGAUCAACUCAAGAAGUCAUCCAACGCUUUGACCGUUGAAAUCUUCGCCGAUCAUCCCGGCCAAUCUGGGUCCGCUGAUUCAGGGAAGGGCGGGAAAGGAGGCAAGAAAUCUUCAGGUGGAUUCAAGACGGUAUCAUCCGGCUAUAGGGAACAGUUAAAUAACUUGAUGAGGACUUUGAAUGCCACUCACCCGCAUUUCAUCCGCUGCAUUGUGCCUAAUGAAACAAAAUCGCCAGGCGUUGUUGAGCCCUCCCUCAUCAUGCACCAGCUGACCUGCAACGGCGUGCUCGAGGGCAUCCGCAUCUGCCGCAAGGGCUUCCCGAACAGGAUGCUCUACCCGGACUUCAAGGAAAGGUACAAAGUUAUCGCCUCUGGAGAGAUGGCAGAGAUCGCAGACGAUAAACUGGCCGCGAAAGCUUGUUUCGACAAGGCCGGCCUUGAUCCCGAGUUAUAUCGUCUAGGCAACACUAAGGUAUUUUUCCGUGCCGGCGUACUUGGCUCAAUGGAAGAAGCACGUGACCAGCGAUUAGGUCAGUGCGUUUCUCUCCUUCAAGCUUGGGCUCGAGGGCGGAUCAGCCGUGCGCAGUUCAAGAAAUUACAGGAGCAACGAGUUUCCCUCGUCGUUGUUCAGCGCAACUUGAGAAAAUACCAAGCCAUGUGCACCUGGUCCUGGUUCAUGCUCUGGCAGAAGGUGAAGGCUCUCCUCAACGUGGAGCGGCCAGAGGAUAAAAUCCGCGCCCUUGAAGAAAGGGUUGCAAAGGCUAAAGAAGGAAUUGAACGAGAGAGUAAACUGCGGAAGGACCUUGAAGCCUCGAAUGUCUCCCUUGCCGAGGAAAAGAAUAAUAUAAUGACUACGCUUGAGUCGAAUAAAGGGAGCAUGACUGCCUACCUGGAGCAACAAGCGAAAUUACAAGCCGAAAGAGCCGAUAUCGAAGCCCAGCUCUCUGAAGCAACCGUAAAGCUACAGAAGGAAGAGGAAGCUCGCAACGUGCUCUUCCAAAGCAAAAGAAAAGCAGAAGGCAAUGUUGGAAAUCUAAAGAAGGACGUGGAAGAUCUUGAAUUAAACGCUCAAAAGGUGACAAACGAAAAGGCUACAAAGGAUCACCAGAUCAGAAAUCUCAACGAUGAAAUUGCUCGUCAGGACGAAUUCAUAAACAAAAUCAACAAGGAAAAGAAACAAUUGCAGGAAAUGAACCAAAAAACUGCCGAAGACCUUCAGUCUGUCGAAGACAAAUGUAAUCAUCUCAACAAAGUAAAAGCUAAACUCGAACAGACGUUGGACGAGCUUGAAGAAGCGCUCGAGCGUGAGAAAAAACUUCGUAACGAAGUCGAGAGAAAUAAGAGAAAAGUCGACGGUGACUUAAAACUUGCACAGGAAUGCGCAUCAGACCUUGAGCGCAAGCAAAAGGAGAUUGAACAAACUCUUCAGCGAAAAGACAAGGAUAUAGGAGCGAUUGCUAAUAAGGUGGAGGAAGAGCAAGGCGUUGUGUCCAAGAUUCAGAGGCAAGUGAAAGACAUGCAGUCCAGGAUCGAAGCGGCUGAGGAGGAGCUGGAGCACGAGCGCCAGGCCAGAGCCAAGGCCGAGAAGGCUCGGUCCCAGCUUUGCCAAGAGCUCGAAGAACUCGGCGAGCGUCUGGACGAGGCGGGCGGGGCCACUUCUGCCCAGGUCGAGCUGAACAAAAAGCGAGACGCUGAACUUGCUAAACUCCGCCGUGAACUUGAGGAAGCCAGUAUCCAGCAAGAAUCAGCGCUCGCUGCGCUGCGCAAGAAGCACAACGAGGCCGUCGCUGAAAUGACUGAUCAGAUCGACCAUCUCAACAAGAUGAAGGCCAAGUCAGAAAAGGACAAGGAGAGUAUGAAAAAGGCAGCUGAUGAAGCUAAGUCUGCAAUGGACGGUCUCUCACGUGACAAGGCUAUUGCUGAAAAAUCAAACAAGCAACUCCAGCAUCAGAUUCAUGAAGUUCAAGGGAAGAUAGAUGAGGCAAACCGAACUUUGAAUGACUUUGAUGUAGCGAAAAAGAAGCUGUCAGUAGAGAAUGGCGAGCUUUUACGCCAGCUAGAAGAGAUUGAAAGUCAAGGCAUGCAGUUGUCAAAACUCAAACUGACGCUCUCAUCUCAACUCGAAGAAACAAAGAAGAGCGUAGAAAACGAAGGCAAAGAACGUGCGACUCUGCUCGGGAAAUUCCGCAACCUUGAACACGACAUCGAUGGUCUUCGUGAGCAGCUAGACGAAGAAUGCGAGGCGAAGGCUGAUCUGAUGCGGCAGCUGUCGAAGACGAGUGCGGAAGCGCACAUGUGGCGUUCCAGGUACGAGUCGGAGGGCAUUGCUCGCGCUGAGGAACUCGAAGCAGCUCGCAUGAAACUCGCAGCUCGUCUGGAGGAAGCUGAAUCGCAAAUUGAACAGCUUAAUCUGAAAAAUUUGAAUUUGGAAAAAUCAAAGCAGCAAAUCAGCACAGAAAUUGAGGGUAUGCUCAUCUCAGUCGAGCGAGCUCAGGCUCUGGCAGAUGCAGCUGAUAAGAAGCAGAAGAACUUUGACAGGAUCAUUGGCGAAUGGAAGAUGAAGGUAGACGACCUCGCCGCGGAGCUGGACUCGUCGCAGAAGGAGUGCCGCAACUACUCCACUGAGCACUUCCGCAUCAAGGCUGCUUAUGAGGAGACCCUCGAGCACAUGGACUCGGUUCGGCGUGAAAACAAAAAUCUCGGAGAUGAAAUCAAGGACCUCAUGGAACAAAUAGGGGAGGGAGGCAGGUCGCUCAGUGAGAUCGAGAAAUCGUGCAAGCGCCUGGAUAUUGAAAAAGAAGAACUUCAGGCAGCACUUGAGGAGGCUGAGGCUGCCCUUGAGCAAGAAGAGAACAAGGUGUUACGGGGACAAUUAGAAUUGAGCCAGGUUAAACAAGAGAUUGAUAAGCGCAUUCAUGAAAAAGAAGAAGAAUUCGACGCUACACGGAAGUCUCAUCAAAGGAUACUUGAGAAUAUGCAGGCCAGUCUGGAGGCAGAAGCUAAGAACAAAGCUGAAGCUCUUCGAAUGAAAAAGAAACUCGAGUCUGAUAUAAACGAACUCAACAUCGCCCUUGACCACGCCAACAAGGCCAACUUUGACCUGCAGAAGCAGCUUAAGAAGAGCCAGGGCGAACUAAAAGACAUGACUCUGCGCAUUGAGGACGAGCAGCGUUUGGCAUCCGAGUAUCGUGAACAGUGCAGCAUGGCUGAACGUCGGGCCCAUGCAGUCAGCGGUGAGCUUGAGGAAUCUCGCACGCUGCUGGAGCAAUCGGACCGUGCUCGCCGCCAGGCUGAGUCUGAGCUCUCAGACGCCAACGAGACGAUCAGCGGCCUUACUAACAAACACGGGUCGCUGGCUGCUGCCAGGAGGAAGCUUGAGGGAGAGAUGCAAUCAUUGCAGGCCGAUCUUGACGAGAUGCUGAACGAGGCCAAAGGUUCUGAGGAGAAAGCCAAGAAAGCGAUGGUCGACGCCGCCCGUCUGGCCGAUGAACUCCGCGCCGAGCAGGAGCAUGCUCUCGGCCAGGAAAAGAUGCGCAAGGGCCUGGAGUUAUCUGUAAAGGAAUUGCAGGUGCGCUUAGAGGAGGUCGAGGGGACUGCUCAUAAGUCCGGGAAAAAGACCCUUGCCAAGCUAGAAGCUCGUAUUCGCGACUUGGAGGGACAGCUGGACGACGAGAGUCGCCGCCACGCCGACGCCCAGAAGAACCUGAGGAAGUGCGAGAGGCGCAUCAAGGAGCUCAGCUUCCAGUCCGACGAGGACAAGAAGAACCACGAGAGGAUGCAGGACCUGGUCGACAAGCUCCAGCAGAAGAUCAAGACCUACAAGCGCCAGAUCGAGGAGGCCGAGGAGAUCGCCGCCCUCAACCUGGCCAAGUAUCGCAAGGCUCAGCAGGAGUUGGAAGCUGGCGAAGGCCGAGCUUAA